Miscanthus lutarioriparius is the source of this 1851-nucleotide messenger RNA. Lineage: Eukaryota; Viridiplantae; Streptophyta; Magnoliopsida; Poales; Poaceae. The record is from the annotation of a GenBank genome assembly.
AUGGUGGGAGGAGGCCAUGCUAUGCACUUGGUAACUCCAUCUGAAAUCGUUUCAGGUGUGCUCACAUCUGCUGAAUCGGUUGCAAGUGGCAGCUUGCAGAAUGUAAAAGCAGAAGCAGAACAUUUCGAUGAGAGAAAGUCAGAUCAAACUGUUGAACUUGAGGCUGGUAAGGAGACCCAAAUUCUUUCUGAGAAAGAGAGACCUGCCAAGCCUUCAGAGCAAACUGUAGACACAGUCAGUGCACGCACAAUAACAACUGACAAGUACAGCAUAGAGGAUUCAUGGCCUCUGGCUGAUAGACCAGUACCCAUACUUUUGAAACAGUCUUCUGGGUCUGGAGAUGAAAAUGUUGUGAAAAGGGCAACUGAAGCUUCCGAGGGAAUAGACAGUCCUUGUUCAAGGGAUUUACCGUUAACCUCAGCUACCAAAGAGGGAAAAAUCAUGCAUCCUCAAGUGCCUGGGCAACUGUCUCUUUCUACAAGCACUUUCAAUUCUAUUGAUCCCUCGCGUGAACCUCGAAACAACGAGAACCCUCCUGUUGGUUCCUCUCUGCAUGCUGAAGCUAUUCGAGGAACAAUGCAGCUGCUUAUGGCUUCAUACAGUAACCUGCAAAAUCGAUUGAGCACAAUUGUGUCUGCUCCAACUGAAAAGGAAUGUAAAAGGAUCGAGGCAUCACUGGGUCGAAACGUGGAAAAGUCCAUCAAGGCUAACUUUGAUGCCAUGUGGGCCCGUUUCCAGGAGGAAAAUGCAGGGCAUGAGAAGUCUGAAAGAGAGCGAAUGCAGCAGAUGGCUACUCUAAUUGCAACUUCUGUAAACAAGGAUACUUCUGUUAUGCUGGAGAAGUCACUAAAGAAGGAAAUAUCUUCACUGGGACAUGCUGUUGCUCGGACAACAGCACCUACCAUUGAGAAGUCCUUAUCUACUGCUGUGUCUGAUUCACUUCAGAAAGUGCUGAGCGAGAAGGUUGUGAAUCAGCUAGAUAAGUCUGUAAGCUCUAAACUUGAAGCUAGCGUUGCUAGGCAGACCCAAACACAGUUCCAGACAUCUGCCAAGCAGUCAUUUCAGGACACAUUCCGCUCUAGCUUUGAGUCAUCAGUUAUUCCGGCAUUUGAACAAUCAUGCAAGACAAUAUUCGAGCAAGUAGAUGGCGCAUUCCACAUGGGCAUGUCUGAGUACACGGCUGCUAUCCAGCAGCAGGUCCUGACAGCACAUACUCCAUUAGCACAAACUCUGACAGAAGCAAUCACUUCAGCAUCGUCAAUGAACCAGGGUCUUACAUCAGAGUUGCUUGACGGCCAGCGCAAACUUUUGUCACUGUUUGCAUCAGGGAGCCCAACAUCAAAGACCACAGGUGCUUUGCAGCCCAGUAACGGACCAGUGACCAAUCUUGUUGAAGUAGAAGAUGCUUCUAAAUCAGUUAAUGCUCCAUUGAACCCUAUGAAAGAACUAGGUCGACUGAUUGCUGAGCAGAAAUUCAACGAGGCAUUUACAAUGGCUCUUCAAAGGAGUGAUGUCGCCAUAGUUUCUUGGUUGUGUUCUCAGGUUGAUUUGCAAACAUUAUGUGGAACGGUUCCCAUCCCUCUGGACCAAGGGGUCCUCCUAGCGCUCUUCCAGCAGCUAGCAUGUGACAUUGCCAACGAUGCCUCCGGGAAGCUUCAAUGGAUGACAAAUGGUGCCGUGGCGAUACAACCAACAGAUCCGAUGAUCGCUAUGCAUAUAAGGCCAAUAUUUGAACAAGUCUAUGGUGCUCUUGCGCACCAGCAGUCAAUGCCAACAACCAACACAUCAGACACAAUGAACAUCCGCUUAAUCCUACAUGUAAUCGCUUCGGUGUUGAUGGGCCAAAAGUGA